Molecule: messenger RNA, 3469 nt
Organism: Phalacrocorax carbo (great cormorant)
Lineage: Eukaryota; Metazoa; Chordata; Aves; Suliformes; Phalacrocoracidae
Source: RefSeq, a predicted model, not a curated record
UCAGCCGCGGGCGGCGGGGGUGAACCCUCCCCUCACAGUCCUCCUUCUCCUCUGUCGUGACAGGCGCUGUCGCGGCGGGGCACAGUCUGCGGAGGUUGAAGGAAAGGCGGGAAGCCGCGGUGGACUGGGGCGCCAUCGAGGGUUUUCUGAGGAAAAGGUGCGAUAAGGAGAGCUCGUCCGAGCAGCCGGCGGGGACCCCCGCGCCACUGGCCUUUCGCUCCCGAGACCCUCCGCAGCCAUCCCGACCGACGGCCCCAGCGACAGCUAACUCCAAAUGGCUGGGUCAGGUAGAGGACGUGCUUCGUUUACCUUCAACAUUGAGGCUAUUGGCUUUGCGAAAGGUGCGGCUCUACCUGAUGCCGUCUGUGAGCCUCCACCGCUGUUCCCUAGUACAGAGAAUAAGCCAGUGCCUCUGAAAACAGGAGACGAUGAAGAUUACAUGUUGGCCUUAAAACAAGAUCUUAGAGGAACUAUGAAAAAAAUGCCAUAUUUUUUGGCAGUAGAAGAAGAUCGUGAAGUAAUUGAGAGGUACAGGAAAAAGUACCAGGACAGUGAAAAGGAGCAUGCCACAUGGACCCCAGAUUGGAGAAGACUCCCAAGAGAGGUGAAGCCAAAGAAAAAGACCAAAAAAGCUUUCUUCAGAAUUGUGAACCAGAUCCUUCAACAGCAGUUGGAGCUGGUAUUGGUUGUUCUUAACAGCAAAAAACUUCUUUAUUACAUAGCAUCAUAUAUGUAUUUGUUUUUCAAAGUGUUUUCUACUAUGCAUGACUGUUGUUUUAAGUUCUCUGUAGAAGCCUGUUGCUCGGUUGAUGUGAAAUAACACUUGGCCUCCUGUAUCUAGCUGUCUGUUUUAUUUAGUUUUUUUACUUUCUUGUUCUCUAAGUGCUUCAUGUGUCAUUUUUCAGUUCAAGGAUAAAACAGAAGGAGAAAAGGGAAUGUGUAGUAGUCAUGGAGAUAUGUUCAGCUGGAAGCUUUGUUCCUUUUAAGAGUGUCAUUGAGAAGCAAGGUAGUAAAGGAAGACUGCACGACUCAACUGAAAAUUAGAUACUUAUUUGCUAAAUCUCUAAAGAUGCAAUUAGUACCUACCUACUUUUUUUUUCCCCCCAAAAAAAGAAACUGCAUUGGCUUUUGUAAGCCUAUAUGCAAUAAUUAGCUCCCCAAGAUCCAAUGAAAUCAUAAAUGCCGACUUGUUAUUUCUUGUUACAAUAAUGUUGUGAUUAUCAUAAAGAGAGAGUCACUGCUCACUGUGGGGGAUUUUUCCUCUUUCUUUUGUGCCAGUUUCUCUAUUUGCUCUUAAAAGUAUAUUUUCUUACAUAGUUGUAAUGGCAAAGAUCAGCUGACCGUCAGGAUUUGAUUAGAUAAAAAAAUAGGUACCUCUACAAGCAAAAAACGUUAUUUUAGGUAUUUUUUGGGGUAAUCCUGAUGACACAGGGGCCAUACAAAAGUAAUAUGACUCAGGAAGUUUGUAAAGAGCUGGUCAGCGACACGUUAGCCCUUCUGGUACAACAUAUCUUUGUUGUAUUUUGAGGGCAGCCAUUUUAGGUGACUCUCUAUAACCGAGUGGAACAAAGGUGAGGGAGUCAAGAGAAUCUGCACCAAAAUUCAAACAGGCUUCCUACAAUUCUGCCUUUGUAGGCUGCAGGAGUGGUUUUGGGAUCGCUACACAGGGACAUAUACAGGGAUGGCUUCAUUUUUACACUCCUCUCCCACCCUCUUUCUGAUUUCCCUGAAUGUUUUAAGCCAAGACCUGACCACCUGCCUUCUUAGGGACAGAACUUUGGGUAGAAUUCCACAUCUCUCCCCACUUACCCUGGGCUGUGGACCACACUGUCCUAGAUACCAGCAGUGCCUGCCAAAACAGCCAGAACGUUGUCUGGGUUCAGCUCAUGUAGGCCAGCUAUAUGCAUAGGCAUACAGCAAUCAGAUGUAUGCAUUUAAGCCAAGAGAACAGGUAUUUGGAAAGCUUAGAUUGCAUUCCAUUACAUCUCAAAGCUACGUGGAUGUAAGGAGCUUGAACUUCUGCUAACGGUGGGUCAGUGUCUCUGAUUUUAUGGUAAGUUCCAGAGAUGGCCAGCAUUUAAGGAAAGAUCUUGCAUGUCUCUUUUAAUUUCCAGGCUGUUUGUUUUAUAGGCAUUGUCUCUAAAAGCCUGCAGGGGGUUGUGCAGAGCUGAUAAUUCUGAAUCGCACUUUCCACUUGUUUUCCUUAAAACCCUACUCCAUUCUGGAUGUGUUUGCUUUGAUGCUGUUCAUGUGUCAUUACUGAGCAGUUUGUCUCCCCUCAGCUCUGUGUGGUGCUUUUGUCACAUAAUCCCUUCCUAGGCAAAACACUGAAAUGAACUGGAUGUUACUUAUGCCAAAUGCUAUUGAUAAAAUACAGUUGUUUUAUUUGCAGCGCUUGGAGCUCUGCUUCCUUAAGCGUUAGGCCAGAUAAAAUACAUAACCUCAUUAGGAUAUCCCCUCCAUCGAUGCACGCAAUUUUUCUUUCUGACACCACUUAGUGCAGCCUAGUGUAAAAAAAAAAUGCAAGUGGCAUAAUCUGGUUUGUCUGAAGCUGCCUUGUCCAUCAGAGGCCGUGCAGCUACACCAAUACGGCACGUUACACAGGCAGUUUUACCCUGCUGAGCAGAGCUAACCUGUGGUAGAUACAGCCCUAUGUUGUAGGUUCUAUGUGGCGGCGCUGCAUAUCGCAGGAGAGCUGAAAGACAGUUGCAUCACAGAGCUCCCUAAAGGCUGUGACAUCUCUCGGUACGGAGCUCUUUUCGUCCCCUCACCUGCUGGUCAAACAGCACUUCUGGAGCUGGGGCAGCUAUUCCCUUAGUUUAAGGUGCUGUGAUUCAGCUGGCUCUUACCUGGAUACAUGGAAUGCUAUUUCUGACCCUUGCUCCACCAUAUAGUUACGUAGCAUAAUGGCUGCAGGGAGUGACUCGAUAAAGGUGUUGGUGAAUCGAGGGACUAGGUGAAAAUGUGCACUGUGGACUCUAGAUGAGAGCCAGCCGUGGCACAAAAGCCAUUGUAACCAUGCCUACUGCGUUGGAGCUAAUCAACUCUGCUGUCUGCCUUUUCCUACCUGUCUGAAGCACCCAGCUGCCAUUAAUGCAUUGCAUUAAUUAGCAACAUCAAUGAGUUUUUAUCUUUUUCGAGAUGGUGAAAAAUAACAGUUGAGAUUCUGUUCUAAUUUCUUCACAUAUUGUGAGUAUGUAGGAAAAAAAGUGUUUUGUGAAGCUGAACGUCAUACUUCGGCCAAACCGUUGGUCAACAUUGGUUCAAAGUGAGUUUCAGACUGGCCCUAUAGGCAUCACUUAUGAAAGUCAGGCAUAUACACCUCCAUGAAUGAUGUACCUCAAAGUCUAAGGUAAUUUUAAUAGAGACGGUACAGGAUUUCUGUGGCAUUCUCAAGAUGUAAGCUCUUAAGAGCAAGUAAAAGAAAACAAUUUGUAUUCUUCCAUAUUAAAAAAAUAAUCGUGAUGUA